Messenger RNA from Sesamum indicum (sesame), 1493 nucleotides. RefSeq names its product ethylene-responsive transcription factor ERF022. Gene Ontology annotation, biological process: regulation of DNA-templated transcription. NCBI's taxonomy places the organism in Eukaryota, Viridiplantae, Streptophyta, Magnoliopsida, Lamiales, Pedaliaceae. Gene Ontology annotation, molecular function: DNA-binding transcription factor activity; DNA binding. The record is from RefSeq and is a predicted model, not a curated record.
AUGAAAAGACAUGGUUGGAAUGAAUGCACCACCUCAAAAUACAUAGGAGUUAGGAAACGCAAGUAUGGAAGAUGGGUGUCAGAAAUCCGUGAGCCUGGUAAAAAGACACGAAUUUGGUUGGGGAGUUUUGACACACCUGAGAUGGCAGCUGCGGCCUAUGAUGCUGCGGCAUUGCAACUUAGAGGUCCCGACACACGAUUCAACUUCCCGGGAUUGGUUGACAGGCUUCCCAAGCCAGCUAGCGCUAAUGCAGAUGACAUUCGCCAAGCUGCUCAGCAGGCGGCCAUGCAGUUAAGGAGUGGACAGCAGUCAGAAGAGGUCAAUAUUGGCUCCAAAGGUGGCAACUCCCUCGCCCGAGUGGAGUUGUCGCCUACCCAUAUUCAAGCCAUAAAUGAAUCACCACUUGACUCACCUAAAAUGUGGAUGGAGCUAGCAGGUCCAUCUAUGCUAGGAGAAGCAGCCAAUUACGGGGAAACUCACACAGAUGAAUACGAUGAAAUGGAAUCUUAUUCUAUUUGGGAUUGACACACACACACACACACACAAACCCCAAAAUGAAGAACAGACAUUAUACAUGGAAACAAGUAUAGCAAAUAACUAGAUAUGACUUUGAAUUCACUAUAGGGUAUUUCCCAUCCUAUUUCUAGCUAGGGAUGGUAUUUUAGCAUGAGAAAUCCCUCAUUUCAUGAAGAGGUAGGUAAUGGAUAAACCAGGGUUAUACAUGGGACAAUUCGUUUUCAAGCACACAUAUCUUAAGGCCCUUUCUAUGGCAAGUUUUUAUGCCAUAUUUGUAACAAUAGUUUCUUGUAUCCCUAUCAAUUCAGAGCCCAAUGAAACUAAUUUAUAUUCUUACAUUGCUAAAGAAUCUUUCACUCUUCUUUAGCACAAAUUCAGAUGGAAGAAAAUAUUACUAUUGCUUUCAAGCUAUUUUCAUUUUUAUUGGUGUUUGUUCAUUAAUUUGCUCAUAAUACAUCUGGGUUGAAGCAAGAAAUUUUGCACCCAAAUUGAAUUUGUAAUUUUUUCUCCCAGAACCUAGCAAAUAAGGUAGGUCAGUCACAUGUCUGUAAUUUACUAAAUCAUCAGGUCAUGUUCCUGGUUUGGGAGAAACGUCAAGUGGUCUACAUGUAUUUUACACCAUUUGCAUCUGCUAUGAACACAAAUUGGUAACCAUAUACUAGCAAUUUGUUUCACUCCACGAAUUCAGUCAAGCAGCAUUUUAUCAUUUAAUUCGCUCCAAACCAAAUCACAAACAGAAAAAAAGAACAUCAAUCAUCUGGAGAAGAGGGUAAAACAACCAAACAUAUUACAACGUCAGAAGAUAAUAGUGCAGUUUCUCCUCUGAAAUAUGAAUAUAAGACUUCUGAAUUAGAGGAGUGAGUUAGCCUUUUCACUCCAUAUUGCAGUGACAAGUAUAUCAUCAUUUUCGAGUUGGGGCAGGCAAAUAAAGAAAUUCCAGUAACGUUAUCAUACAACCUGAUCUAUCAAACUAACCU